GAGCCCCGCCCCUUCCGGCGUGCCAUACCCCGGCAGCGCCCGGCUCGACUUCGGUGCUCAGCGGCGCCGGCACAGAGAAAACGAGCCGGGGGGGUCCGAAAAACCCCCGGAACGAACGGACUCCGCGGGGGAGCGGGCGCGGGGGGACGCCCGCGGGGCGGACUGAGGGGGUGAGGGGCGCCUUCCGGGGCUCCCCGGCCUCCCCCAUGCCGCUGGGCCUGGGCAGGCGCAAGAAGGCCGCACCGCUGGUGGAGAACGAGGAGGCGGCGGGGGGCCGGGGGGGAACGGCGGGGGGGGACGGAGGAGUCGGGGGGGAUCACGGGGGUGCGGGCGGUGCCCCCCCCGCCGGCCCGCAGCCCCCCGGGUUGCCCCCGCCGCCCGCCGCGCUCCGGCCCCGGUUGGUGUUUCACACGCAGUUGGCUCACGGCAGUCCCACGGGCCGCAUUGAGGGAUUCAGCAACGUGAGGGAGCUGUACGGGAAGAUCGCCGAGGCGUUCCGCAUCCCGCCCGGGGAGGUGAUGUUCUGCACGCUGAACACACACAAAGUGGACAUGGAGAAGCUGCUGGGGGGGCAGAUCGGCCUGGAGGACUUCAUCUUCGCGCACACCAAAGGGCAGCGCAAGGAGGUGGAGGUGCUCAAGUCUGAGGAGGCGCUGGGGCUGACCAUCACCGACAACGGCGCCGGAUACGCCUUCAUCAAGCGGAUCAAGGAGGGCAGCGUGAUCGACCGCGUGCCGCUGAUCGGCGUCGGGGACAUGAUUGAGGCCAUCAACGGGCGCAGCCUGGUGGGAGCGCGGCACUACGAUGUGGCACGGGCACUGAAGGAGCUGCCACGAGGGAGAACCUUUGCCCUACAGCUCACCGAGCCCAGAAAGGCCUUCGACAUGAUCAGCCAGCGCACGGCGGGGGGCCGGGGAGGGGGCACAGCUCUGGGCAGCGGUCGGGGCACCCUGAGACUGCGCGCCCACGGCCCAGCCACCGUGGAGGAGCAGCCCAGCGCCUUUGAGGAGCGCGCCAUCGCCAAGGUGGAUGAUCUGCUGGAGAGCUACAUGGGCAUCCGCGACACCGAGCUGGCUGCCACCAUGGUGGAGCUGGGCCGUGAUGCCCGUGACCCCGACGCUCUGGCGCAGGCCCUGGACUCACAGCUCGGGGACUUCGCCUUCCCGGAUGAGUUCGUCUUCGACGUCUGGGGGGCCAUCGGGGACGCCAAGGCGGGGCGCUGCUAAGGGGGGGCGCCCCAAAAUGCCGGGGGACACUCAGAGCACCAGGAGCCCCCCCACACCACCAGCAGACCCCCAAAAUGCUGGAAGAACCCUCCCCGGAAUUCUGGGUGCCCCUCUUACAACACUAGUCCACCUUUCCCCCAUAACACCAAGGAACCCCAUCAGACCACUGGAACCUCCCCCAUUUCCUGGGACCCUCCCACAUAUACAUCCCUGGGACCAACACUCCAUGCUGGACUCCCACCUUCAAUAAUGCUCCCCCAAGGGCUUGAGGAUUCCCCCCAAAUGGGUUUGGGUACCCCCAAUCUCAGUAGGAACCUCCUCUGUCUCCUCCCCCUGAAUAGUUUGGGACCAUCACAGUAGAUGCUGGGACCCUCUCUCAAUAUAAAUUGUGAUUCUCUCCCCCCCCACACACAGUAACCUGGGACCCCAAGGGAUUUUUUUCCCCUAUCCUUCACAGGACCCCCUCCCCCUCCCAGCAAGGAGCCUGACAUCCAGCAGCCCCUUUCCCCACUCAGGCCAACCCAUCACCACUGAGCAAUCCUUGCCCCUCUCCUCCAAUUUGAGUGUGGGGGCCAUUCUUGAGCACUGUCCCCAUCCCCCAGCGCUGCAGGGUGAGGAAUGAGGGUCUCCCCUUAGCCUCCCCCAAAAGCUUUAUUUUGAAAGGGUGGGAGGUUGGGGGCAGACCGGAGCCACCCUGUGCUUUCCCCACCCCAUCUACACCAAAUCCAUUCUGGUGCCAAUCUGAGCCUGUCACACACUGUCACCCCCCAAUAAUGCGCUGUGUUGUCCCCUCCCCCCGACCCCCCCAUCGCACUGACUACCUCGGGUGGGGGGGGGCAGCAAUUUUCCCCCCUGGGGUCUCCAAAGUGUCUGCCAGAGCCUGGGGGGGGGAGGAGGGGGAGGUGGGAGGGGGUCCUGGAGCUUUGGGGGGGGGGAGGGUAGGUCAUGGCCCCCACUCCCUCUGGGGGCAUAUUUUUGUAUUGU
This is a messenger RNA of Phasianus colchicus (ring-necked pheasant), 2210 nucleotides long. RefSeq names its product GIPC PDZ domain containing family member 1 (gene GIPC1). Gene Ontology annotation, molecular function: protein binding. Lineage: Eukaryota; Metazoa; Chordata; Aves; Galliformes; Phasianidae. The record is from RefSeq and is a predicted model, not a curated record.